Cornus florida is the source of this 2895-nucleotide messenger RNA. Its product is annotated as histone-lysine N-methyltransferase family member SUVH9-like. Gene Ontology annotation, cellular component: nucleus. The transcript has 2 exons. The record is from RefSeq and is a predicted model, not a curated record. The coding region runs from base 188 to 2209 and encodes 673 amino acids. Gene Ontology annotation, molecular function: histone methyltransferase activity; protein binding; zinc ion binding. Lineage: Eukaryota; Viridiplantae; Streptophyta; Magnoliopsida; Cornales; Cornaceae.
ACUUCUGACAUUAAACUGAAUUUGCUUACUUGUACAUACACACUUCUCACCUCUCUAGAUUUUUCUCCUAAAUCUUCCACCAAUGCCAAGUCCUUCAAAUUCUCCGCAAAACCUUCCAUAACCAAAAACCUCCAUUUCUCUGUUUCUAUAUCUCUGUCUUUAGAAGUGUCUGUUUCUCUCUCUAAAAAUGGGCUUAAUCCCAUUUCUAGACCUUGACCUCAACCUCAACUCUGAGCACGCCUCCUCCUCCUCCGCCAAUCCUACCGCCACCACCUCCACCGCCAUCGUCCCUAAGAUCGAACCCAAGCUUGAGCCACUUGACGAAAGCGAACUCCACCAAUCACCAGUCUUUCAAAACCCUAACCCUAGUUUUCCCUUCAAUUCUCAACAGAACACGCCAGAAUUCUCAGAGCCGGACUUGGGGUUGAACGCUCUCACUCGGAUCCCACAUCAAUCCUCUGAGGAAAGCAAUGUUUACUCAGAGUAUCACAGAAUUACUGAGCUUUUUCAGUCCGCUUUCGCUCAGGAGUUGCAGAAGUACGGCGAUGGCAACGUGUUAGAUCCGAAUUCUCUGGCUAUCGUUCCGGUGCCAGAGGAGAAUCGGCUCUCCACAAUCGUCGUGACGCCAAGUGCCAGAAAGAAACGCUCUGCAGAGUUGGUUAGGGUUACAGAUCUUGGAAUUGAGGACCAGAGGUACUUUCGUGACAUCGUGAGGAGGACGAGGAUGGUGUACGACUCUCUGCGGGUAUUCUGGAUGGCAGAGGAGGAGAAGCGGCUUGGUAUCGGGGCAGGGAGGCGGUCGCGGGCGGAUUUGAGGUCAGCGGCGGUGCUGAAGGAGCGUGGGUUGUGGCUGAAUCGUGAUAAACGAAUUGUCGGGUCGAUCCCGGGGGUCUACAUUGGCGAUCUGUUCUUCUUCCGAAUGGAAUUGUGUGUUGUUGGAAUGCAUGGUCAAGCUCAGGCCGGAAUCGACUACGUGCCGGCGAGUCAGAGCUCGAACGGGGAGCCAAUUGCGACGAGCAUAGUUGUUUCUGGUGGGUAUGAGGAUGAUGAAGAUAGUGGGGAUGUUAUCAUAUAUACGGGCCAUGGCGGACAGGACAAGCAUUCGAGGCAAUGCAACAAUCAGAAAUUGGAAGGUGGAAACCUUGCAUUGGAGCGGAGCAUGCAUUAUGGCAUUGAGGUGAGGGUAAUUCGUGGGUUUAAAUAUCAGGGGAGUGCUAGUGGUAAGGUUUAUGUUUAUGAUGGAUUAUAUAAAAUCGUUGACACAUGGUUUGAUGUGGGCAAGUCUGGUUUUGGGGUGUACAAGUUUAAGCUUUCAAGGAUAGAGAAUCAACCUGAAAUGGGCAGCGUGAUCCUCAGGUUUGCUAUGAAUCUUAGAAAUAGCCCAUUGACUGCUAGACCAAUGGGUUAUGUUAGUUUUGAUAUUUCGAUGAAGAAGGAGAGAAUCCCAAUUACUCUGUUUAAUGAUAUAGAUAAUGAUCAUGAGCCCAUGUACUAUGAGUAUCUUGUGACUACUGUUUUCCCUCCUUACGCAUAUCAUCCCGCGGGCAUGGUCAAUGGAUGUAAUUGUGUUUCUGGAUGUAUAGAUGAUUGCUCGUGUGCAUUGAAAAAUGGGGGUGAGUUUGCUUAUGACAAUAAUGGGACUCUCAUUAGGGGGAAACCGUUGAUAUUUGAAUGCGGGCCCCAUUGUCGUUGUCCACCAACCUGCCGGAAUCGUGUGAGCCAAAAAGGGGUGAAGAAUAGAUUCGAAGUGUUUAGGUCGAGGGAGACCGGCUGGGGAGUUAGGUCAUUGGAGUUGAUUCAAGCUGGUGCUUUUAUAUGUGAAUAUGCUGGAGUUGUUCUCACAAGGGAGCAGGCACAAGUUUUUACAAUGAAUGGUGAUAGUUUGAUCUAUCCAAAUCGAUUUACUGAGAGGUGGGCAGAAUGGGGCGAUUUAUCAAACAUAUUUUCUGAUUAUGUCCGUCCAGCAUAUCCCUCUAUUCCUCCACUGGAUUUUGCAAUGGAUGUGUCGAGGAUGAGGAAUGUUGCUUGUUACAUGAGCCACAGUUCAAGUCCUAAUGUUAUGGUGCAGUUUGUGCUCUAUGAUCACAACAAUUUCUUGUUCCCUCACCUGAUGCUGUUCGCGAUGGAGAAUAUUCCUCCUUUGAGGGAGGUUAGUCUUGAUUAUGGGGUGGCUGAUGAAUGGACUGGGAAGCUUCCUAUCUGUAACUAACUCAUCUUUUAAGGCAUUGGUGCAUUUUGCAUGUAGUGCAGUGCAGUGUCUUUGGGACAUGAUGCACUGAGAUUCCCAGAUGAUAGAGGAGAAAGGAAGCAUAUUGACUUGAAUUGAAAGAUCAUACUCAAAUUUAAGCUGCUGCCGUGUCUCUGUUGGACAUCAUAUUUUACCACACUCCAGGAAGAAAUUCUUUCACCGACGAUUGUCCGCCGGAAAAGACUCGACAAGGUUUGCAAACUUGUACGCGACUGUAUGAACCUCCCUUGUAUUUCUGCUUGUAUAUAUGAAGUAGAAUUUGGAUAAAAUUUGUACAGGUAACAACAUAUCAGUGCAUUAGCUGAUAGAUUAAUGCAAUGCAAUGCUUUGACCUGUUCAUGUCAUUGGAUAAAUCAGAAGGGUAAUGUGCCAAUAAUGAAUGCUUGUGUUUUUUAUUCUUUUAGGGAGGGAAGAGAUUGUAGAGUUUGUUUUCUGCUUUGCUAUGGCAAUUGCCCGGCUAAGAAUAUGGAGCAACCAAUAACAGUUGGUUAUGGAAUACCAAAAAAGUUACUAGCUUUUUGUACUGUGAGUCUGUAAUUUUUUUAGUUCUGCAUUUGGUUCAAGCUGUUCAUAUUGGCAAUGCAUUGGGAAAACUUGUACUGUUAGAGAUCGUUUUUCUUUAAUUUAUUAUUAUUAUUAUUAUUAUA